AUGUCACUUCCCCGCCGUCUCCAAGGAUGUACCCAUCUUUUCAGCUUCCUGAGUGUUCUGGCCUCCUCAAGAAACAGCAUCCACACCCAUUCUAUCAGAUCAAUUCCUCGCAUCGGGAAUCGGAAUUUUAGCUUCAUUGCAUCUGUUCAUAAACAACAGAAGGUUAUACAUGGAGCAUCAGCUACAGCUCAUAAGAAACUACAGCUCCGACCCGAAGAUCGGGAUUACAUCAACCAGUAUUAUGAUCAUUCAAAACCAAAAAGGCUUCGUACUCAAGAAGAUUUUCUAAAUGCGCUACGCAAACAUGGCUAUGUCCCUGCUAUUGAUCGAGUUGACGAGAUGUUAGACAUGAAUCGAAGUCCUUUUCAAUCGAAAGACGAAUUCGACAAAAUUACACUCGGCCUUCUUCUGACCUCUAGUAAGAGUGCCAACGGCGAGAUCCGGAAUCCUUACAAAAUCCCCGAGUUGAGCACAGGGCAAAAUCCCGUGCGAACGCGACAAGGCAAACUAGCCGGACCUUUGGCCCCGCGUUUCUACUUUCUAUUCCCAGAUGAUACGAAUUGGCAUACGAUUAAUCAGUUGUUCCCGCUCCAGGAACCCCCUCGGCCCUGGCACCCGAUCGUGAUGGCGGGCAUGAAGCAAGAUUAUACUCGGGAGGAAGUAGCCCGAAGGAUAGAAUGGUCCCAAAUCCAAAAUGCAAAAAAAUUACGGAAUGGGUAUGGUUGGGCAGCGCCAGAUCCAGCGUCGUACAAGCACAUGGACGAACUUCCUCCUCCCCCACCCCCAGUCAUCCGGGAGUGCAAUGUUUGCAAGAAACCUAGAUACCUCAUGCGGUUCUGGAAUUUUUUUGUCCAACGGUGGCAGCAUGUUGGUGCCCCACAUCGACCAAUCGACUGCGAGGGCCAUCGGAAAGGAGGCGGGGGGAGACUCAUGUAUGCUCCAAAAGGAACGAGAAUUGGGGGGCAGAAUCCCGCCAAAAUAGAGGAUAAAGAAUGGAUAGAGGAAGAGACAGCUGUGAGGCUACUUUUCCGUUCUGGUUUCGUUGCGCUUCCAUCGGUUAGUCCUGUUAUCGGGGAGGAUUUUGCGCGCGCGGCAAUGAAUGGAGGUGAUCAUUGGCCAUGGAUACGUAAUCAUGAUGUUAAGCGUUGGGCGCUACGUGGUGGCCGCAAGAAUGGCCUGAUCGAUCUUUCAAAAGUAAACCGCAUGAGCAAAGUCGAAGAUGCUCGGAAAGAGCAACAGCAGCAGUUCCUUGAGGAGCACACGCACUUUCUCGACAAGAUUCGGGAAGUUCUCAAGGAACAUCCGAUCACGCCAGAGAACCUGGCCAAGAUCCCUCCUGGACAAUUUUAUCCCGAGGAUCAUCAGGCUGUUGAUAUGUGGUAUGAUUUCGAGAUGCAGAAAACGAAUGCCAUUCGCGCGGAAACUAGAUCCGCCAACGACAAGAAAGCGGAUAAUAGACGUCUAUUGCGGCAGAAACUUCGCCAGAUUAGUCUAGUCCUCGAAGAGAUGAAGAAGACAAAAGCCGAAAUUCUUCUGAUCGAAAGCGGGCAGGGUGAAAGCUGGGCGGACCCUACAUGGUCUAAAUUAAACACACGCGAGAGAGGCGAAAUAAUAUCCUCCCAAGAAAACUUGGAGCAUAUCAUCGUCGCACCAACUGACCACCAAAAAACCCCCCAGAUUUUUGCACCAUGGGGACGGUCCGCUCAUGAUGAGAUCCUGGAUGUUACAACUCGCUUGAAUAAAUCUUUCACCCCAACUGGAUGGUUAAGCAAAGCUGCCCAGCCCACCACAGAUAAUGUAGAUAGGGUCGAUAAAGCUAUCGACCACCAUACGCUCACAGAUAGCCAGGACAAAGCGUUGUUCCAGACUCCAGAGGGACCUGCUCCUACUGAAGGAACCCCACCACACCCACAGUCAACUGGAGUGUCUAAUUUUAGUCUCCAUUCAUACUCCAGUCCCCCAAGACCAGUAUCGUUCUCGAUAUAUGAAGACGAAACAGAGGCAAAGUCUGCAUCAUUUCGCACAACGCCACAGGAACUUGACAACCUAUAUAGAAACCGCUUCCGGAAAGAGUUGGAGGCGAAGACUUUCAAGUUAAAUCCUAAUAUUGAAAAAGAGGAGAUGGAGAGACGUCGUAUUAAGGAAAGGCUUGAGAAAUCUGAAAAGAGAGCCAUUCGGAGAGAAGAGGAAGCACUCGCCUUGAAGGAGGCCAUGUUGUGGUCUAAUACCAGGGGCGACCCCGCUGUGGAUGGCUUCCAGACAGAAUCCGAGUGCCAGGACAAAAUUUAG
This is a messenger RNA of Orbilia oligospora ATCC 24927, 2289 nucleotides long. RefSeq lists its product as uncharacterized. The coding region runs from base 1 to 2289 and encodes 762 amino acids. NCBI's taxonomy places the organism in Eukaryota, Fungi, Ascomycota, Orbiliomycetes, Orbiliales, Orbiliaceae. The record is from RefSeq and is a predicted model, not a curated record. The transcript has a single exon.